AUGAGCUCAGCGACGCGAAUUGAGAACCGCUUCGCCGCGCAGGAAAGAUCAUUUGGGGUUCCUGAAUGGAACUGGCGAACUUGCGCAAGUCAUGCAGAUUGGAUGCACAAUGUCGAGUUCUUCGGGACAAUGGUUGUUGUUGCGGCUGCUGCUGCUGCUCUGCUGCUGCUGCUGCUGCUGCUGCUGCUGCUGCUGCUGCUGCUGCUGCUGCUGCUGCUGCUGCUGCUGCUGCUGCUGCUGAUAUUGCGGUUAUUGCAGUUUUGGAUUCAAGCCAUUGUGCUCAAAGGAGAUGCCUGGAAUCUUGUGCAGGUGCUGCCGGGCAGCAUCCCGCAGGUGGUGCUGGCGCGAACGGAGGGCCAGGUCUUCCGAGAACGCGUUGGCUUCAUGGUGCUGUGCAUCAUCGGCGCUUACUGCUCCAUGAGGAUUCUGGUGGAGCUGCGGUCGAUCCUGGAGCCAUUCCUGUGGGCUCUUUUCCUGGUGAUGGCCUGGAAGCCGGUUGUGGACGGCAUCGAGACGCGUCUCGAGCAGCUGCCGCUGAGCCAAAUUUCACCCGAGCCGCUCCACUUAGACAAAUCAGGUGGGGUUUAA
Effrenium voratum is the source of this 588-nucleotide messenger RNA. Lineage: Eukaryota; Dinophyceae; Suessiales; Symbiodiniaceae. The record is from the annotation of a GenBank genome assembly.